AUCUUUUUUUAAUUUCUGAUUUCCCCCAAUUUAAUUACACAGUAAAAUUUUGACAUUUCCUUUCCUUUUAAUUUUUUGGGUAGAAUUCCAAACUCCAGUUGAAUUUCAACUUUUAACAGCUUGUCGCUAAAGUGGAGAAAGCUUUGGACUUUGUGUGGAAAUUGACUUUGGAGAGAGAGAGAGUACUAUCUCAUUCUCAUAUAGCAUAGCAUAGCAUAGCAUAGCAUAUUGGCAGAGGAAACAAUACAUAUAUAUAGCAGUGUAUAGGCGGCAGUGUUUCUUCUGCGCUCCGCCGCUCGUGCGCUGCCACAAAAUUCCCCAAAAACCCAUCUUCAUAAUUCACAGAUCUCAAGGCCCCUUUAUUAAAUCCCUAGCAGUCUGCACUUUUUUUAUUGUAAAGAUUGGUUUUUUUGUUUAUUGGGCUGUUUUUCACCUUUGCUUCAGCUUCAAACCAUUUAUACCAAGUCAAAAUACAGAGCACUUGGGUUAAAUGUAUAUUGUAUGUAUAGGUUGGUGGUGAGGUGGGCGUUUCUGAUUGCCAUUUGAGGCCACAAUCAAAGGGAGGGCGGUGAUGCUGUUUGGAUUAUUUGUGUGCUUUGCAAGGAAUUCACGGCUUUGGCAUACUGUGGAUUAAUUGUCUUGUUUUAGCUUAGUUUUGGGAGUGAAACUCGGUCCGUGAAUGUUGGAGUUUUGCUUUUGUUUAUAAAUGGGAAUGGCAUUGUUGUGUGAGAGAAGAAUCACAUUGGCUUAAUGUGUGGUUUUGACUGUGUUGUGAGAAAUGUUGAGCUUUGGUGAGGAAGAAGAGGCUUUCUUUGAUACAACUGAUGAAUUGGUGUUUGAUGAGUCUGUUGUUGUGAGAGAGGAUUCAGAUUAUGAUAUUUGGUUGAGGGAGCCCUCUAGUGUUGGGGAAAGAAGGAAGGAUUUCUUGUGCAGAACGGGGUUUUUGGAGUGCUCGAUUCGUGGUGAAACGGUUGAGAUUGAGAGAGCUGAUGAGGUGAGUACCGGCAUGGAUGAUGAUAGUUUGCUGUCUGAGAGAAGGAAAUCGAACAGUGAAGCAAACUGUUCGGUUGAUUAUUCUGCGGAGGGUUGGUUGGAUUUGGAUGCUAUGAGGCUUCUUGAUGUGGAGGAGGUGAUGAAUGUGAAUGAAAAGCUAGCUUCUAUUGAGCAAUGUGAAAUGGAUAGAGAGGGCCUAACCAUUAGUAAGAAGAAGAAGAAAGUGAUGAGCUGGUGGAGAAGCUUCUCGCGGAGAAUGAAGAGAGACGAUGCUAAUGUUGGAUCCAAGAAAUCAGAAUUAGUUGCGGAGGCAGGGAAGAUGGCUCGCAUGAGGGUAGAGCAGAGCCGGAAGAGGUGCGUGGAGUGCAGUGCUGUCUAUGCCGGGCAAGUGGUUCAAGCUCACGAUGGGCUAAUCUGGACAAUGAGGUUUAGCCCCGAUGGCCAGUAUCUGGCUAGUGGCGGUGCGGAUGGAGUGGUUUGCAUAUGGCGUUUAACCAUGGUGGACGCCUCGUCCGAGGCUGAAGAGUGCUGCUAUGGUGGUGGUCACGAUAUGGAAGGGAAGCCGGUUCCUCGGAAUGACAAAUCAGUGCAGGCAGCCAUCAUCAUCCCGGAAAAGAUGUUCCAUGUUGAGGAAGUACCCUUGCAACGACUCAAGGGCCACAGGGCCGAUGUGCUAGACCUGGCUUGGUCCACGUCUAAUCAUCUUCUGUCAUCAUCCAUGGAUAAAACCAUUCGGUUAUGGCGAGCCGACUCAGAUGAAUGUCUUGGAGUUUUCCAUCACAGCAACUAUGUAACAUGCGUUCAGUUUAAUCCCGCGGAUGAGAGCCACUUUAUCAGCGGCUGCAUUGAUGGAAAAGUUCGAAUUUGGGGCAUUCCUAGUAAAAGAGUUGAGGAAUGGGCUAAUGUGCAAGACUUGGUAACAGCAGUAUGCUACCAACCAAACGGAAGGGGUUUUGUCGUUGGUUCUCUUUCUGGUAACUGCCGCUUCUAUGAAUCAUCAGGUGACGAGCUCAUCCUAAAUGCGGAGAUAAGCAUCCAUGGGAGAAAGAAAUCAUCUGGUAACAAAAUUACUGGGAUUCAGUUCCUCAAUAACGACUCUCAACGAGUGAUGAUAACGUCGGAGGACUCCAAGAUUCGGAUUCUUGAUGGGCUCGAGGUUGUUCACAAGUACAAAGGUAUGGCGAAGUCGGGGAGUCAGAUGGCUGCCUCGUUUACCUCAAGCGGAAGGUACAUAGUGUCGAUUGGGGAGGACUCUCGUGUCUACAUUUGGAACUAUGAUGAUCUGUCGUGCAUCCAAGCAUAUAAACAAGCAAAAUCAACGCGUUCUUGUGAGAGUUUCGUCUGUGAAGGCGCAUCUGUCGUGCUGAACUGGUCAGAUCCGGUCGUGGAAGAGAAUAGUUUCGCUUGCGCGUCUCCAACUAGUGUGCUAGCACACGACCACCUCGAGCCCUCACCUAGGGUAUGGGAGCCGGAGCGUUUCUCCCUUGCAAACUGGUUCUCCAUGGAUAGGCGCUCUGCGACGUGGCCCGAGGAGAAGCUUCCAUCGACAGGAGGCGACUGGCAGCCAUGCGGCGAUCAUUUCCAUUAUCAGCAGCAACGUCAACAAAAGGGCAACGGCCAGAUCUUGUCUGCGCCUUGGGGUCUCACGUUUGUGACUGCCAACUGGGACGGCACGAUCAGGACGUUCCAUAACUACGGAUUGCCGGUUAGAAUCUAGAGUUGUCAACUGGCUAGUUGAGUGAGCUGGCAACGAGACGCAGAUGAUCAGUUGGUAAGAUGCUUCAUCUCCAACCACUAAGUCGAGGGUUCGAAUCACCAUAAAAGGAAAGUAACCAUUGUUGGUUCUCUAUUUUUUUCUUUAAUUCGAAACUUGAACAACUGCCGGAGGCUAUACAGCCAAGCUGCGGAAACACAAAUAAAGGUGUGGAUGCAAUGAAUUCUUUUAGGGUGAGGUUACUUAGGGAGCUAGAAGAUGUGCAGUUUUUGUUGCUAUUCAUUCUUUUCACCUAUCAUCACAAGUUUUAAAUGUAGAUAAACAUCAUUUGCUAAAAAUGAUUGGAGUUUAUUUCUUUGAUUAUUUACAUACUAUUAUGUGAUC
Salvia miltiorrhiza (redroot sage) is the source of this 3091-nucleotide messenger RNA. RefSeq names its product vegetative incompatibility protein HET-E-1-like. The coding region runs from base 779 to 2710 and encodes 643 amino acids. The record is from RefSeq and is a predicted model, not a curated record. Gene Ontology annotation, molecular function: protein binding. NCBI's taxonomy places the organism in Eukaryota, Viridiplantae, Streptophyta, Magnoliopsida, Lamiales, Lamiaceae. The transcript has 7 exons.